Molecule: messenger RNA, 4033 nt
Organism: Habropoda laboriosa
Lineage: Eukaryota; Metazoa; Arthropoda; Insecta; Hymenoptera; Apidae
Product: transcription elongation regulator 1
Exons: 18
Coding region: 95-3712 (1205 amino acids)
Cellular component (GO): nucleus
Molecular function (GO): RNA polymerase binding; transcription coregulator activity
Source: RefSeq, a predicted model, not a curated record
AAUAGUGAUUUGUUUGCGGCGUUUUUGUGCAAGCUGAGAAAAGAAAUAAAUGGGCGUAUAGAAAAGAAACUUUUAAUUUCUAUAUUACCGUAAAAUGGAAGCGAGUAUCGAGCAAACCCCAACGGCCCCAGAAACCGCUUCUAAUAAUGAACAGGAGCAUAAUGAGGAGGGCAUGGAAGAAACUGAGGAUUACAGUUUCGAUGGUGAAGAUUAUAGGCAUUUCGUACCACGGGGACGAGGAGGCUUUAGGGGUCGUGGCAGAGGUGGGUUUGAUUUUCCCAUGAGAGGUGGGCCUCCAAGGUUUAGAGGAAGAGGAUUUGGACCUAGGGGACCAAUGUUUCGAGGAGCAAAUAAUGGAUUUCCAUUUGAGGGACCUCCUAGGCCAAAUUGUCCACCAGGUCCAGCAGGGCCACGUUUUCGAGGACCUCCACCAUUUGAUCCUAGUUGGGGACCCAUGGGACCACCGAAUCUGAUGGGACCGCCAAAUCUUAUGGGACCUCCAGGAAUGCCACCGCCACACAUGAUGAAUGGCCCAAUUGGGACAGGUCCGGGACCGUACGGACCACCUCCUGGAAUGGGACCACCAAAUAUGAAUAACAUUCCAGGUCAGCAGCAACCCCCCCAACAACAGGCACAACAGCAAGCAAACAUUCCAGGCUUAGAUCUCAAUGGAGAGGUGUGGGUAGAAACGAAAACACCAGAUGGCAAGUCAUAUUAUUAUAACAUUCGUACAAGGGAAACAACAUGGACAAAACCAGAGGGACCAAAUGUUAAGGUGAUGGUACAAGACCAGUUAGAGCAAUUGGUACAUGGAGCAUCGAAACAAGCAGCCCCAUCAAGUACUCCUACUUCUGCAGCUACAGCUCCCAAUCAAAUAAGUGAAAAUAGAGUGUCUCAAAGUAGUGAACAAUCUUCUACAAAUAAUGCAGAUGCAAUUAAUCAACUUAGUACUGCCCCUCCCGGUACAGGACCGCCUCCUACACUUGGCGAAACACCAGAUAUGAACACUCAGGCAGGAGACACAACACAAGCAAAUGGUACAGCACCUGCAACUGUUACUAAUACUCCUACUAUGAAUACCCCCGCAGUUAAUACAAACAUGAUGCAACCACCUCCUAAUAUGAUACCUAUGCAACAUAGGAUGCCAAAUCAAUUCGGCGGGCCACUUGCGACACAAUUCGGAGCAGCUCCCUUUGGUAUGCCACCACCAGGGUUCCAACCUUUUGGAGGCUAUGGUCCACCACAGGCAAAUUGGGGUAUGCCACAGAUGCCACACGGAGUAAUGGCUCCACAAGCUCCGGCGGAGGACCCUGCCAUAUUAGCACAACUUGAUCAAGAACUUGUAGCGUCUGCUAUGGUAUGGACCGAACACCGUGCUCCAGAUGGCAGACUAUAUUAUUACAACAGUAAAGCAGGAGAAUCUGUUUGGGAAAAACCACAGGCUUUGAAAGAUCUUGAAAGUGCAAAAUUAGCGUUACGGCAGAAGGCUGAAGAAGCAGCUGCAAACUCUACAAACACUGCCGUGAGUAGUUCUACUGUCAGUAAUAAUAAUAUAGCCACUGAACCCAUAAAACAGGAAAAACUUCAAGAAAGCAAUCAUGAAGCCAAAGAUAGUGUAAAGGAACCAGAAGCUAACAAACCGAAAAAAGAGGAAGCAGCACCUAAGGAAGCUGCUAAACCUCAAGAUAAGUCGAGGCCAAUAUCUAGUACACCAGUGCCUGGAACUCCUUGGUGUGUUGUUUGGACAGGCGAUGGUCGGGUAUUUUUCUACAAUCCUUCAUCCCGUAUUUCUGUUUGGGAAAGGCCAGAUGAUCUUAUUGGUCGUCAAGAUGUCGAUAAAAUGGUAUCUACUCCACCAGAUGCGGUAGUAACUACUAAAACAGCACGUCAGUCAGAUACAAGCGAAAGCAGCGAUGAUGAUCAACCAACACCGGCGAAAAAAAUGAAGCAAGAAGACACGAAAGCUGCAGCACCAAAAGAAGAGGAGGAGAAAGAAAGUAAAAAGACCAUUGACAUCGGGAAAGAAGCUGCAAUAGAGGCGGAAGUACGAGCGGCUAGAGAAAGAGCAAUUGUUCCUUUGGAGACACGGAUUAAGUCAUUUAGGGAUAUGCUUGCAGAGAAAGAUGUAUCCGCGUUUAGCACUUGGGAGAAGGAGCUUCACAAAAUAGUGUUCGAUCCACGGUACUUACUUUUGACGUCAAAGGAGAGGAAGCAAGUGUUCGAGAAGUACGUAAAGGAGCGGGCGGAAGAAGAAAGGCGGGAAAAGAGGAACAAAAUGAAGGAACGGAAAGAACAAUUCCAAAAACUGUUAGAAGAAGCUGGUCUUCAUGGAAAAUCCUCGUUUAGUGAUUUUGCUCAAAAACAUGGGCGUGAUGAACGGUUUAAGAAUGUAGAAAAGAUGCGUGAACGGGAGAGCCUAUUCAACGAAUAUCUACUGGAAGUGCGAAAGAAGGAAAAAGAGGAAAAAACAGCUAAACGAGAACAGGUGAAAAAGGAAUUCAUAGCGAUGCUACGUGAACACAAAGACAUCGACAGACAUUCGCAUUGGAGCGAUUGUAAGAAAAAGUUGGAAUCAGAUUGGAGGUACAGAGUCGUAGAGUCGGCAAGCACGAGGGAAGAUUGGUUUAGGGAUUACAUUCGUAUGCUAAAGGAGGAGAGGAAAAAGGAGAAGGAAAAAGACAAAGAUCACCGGCACAGGGACAAAGACCAUCACAAGUCGGAGAAGAAGGAUAGGGACAGGAAAGAUGUGGAUAAAUACAAGGAAAAGUCGUCGAAGGAGAGAGCUGACAAGGAUAGUUCGAAGGAUAAGAAGCGAAAAAGCGAGGCACCCUCGGAAGAAAAUGGCAAAGAGAAAAAGGAGGCGGUAGCGGAGAAAGAAACAGGAGAGAUCGAGGACAAUGAUGAGAAACCCUCUAAGAAAGAAAAUGACAAGGAGGAUGCGGAAGAUCAGUCAGACUCGGAAGAAGAUCGAGAGAAACAAAAGCGAGAACGAGAAAGAAGAGCCGAAGCAAGUCUUCGCGAGAGGGAGAGAGAAGUUCAGAGGACUCUCGCCACGCAUCUUCGCGACAGAGACAAAGAAAGGCAACAUCAUCGUCACACAGAAGCGGUGCAACAUUUCAGUGCUCUUCUCGCGGAUUUAGUGAGGAAUGGUGAUCUAGCAUGGCGAGAAGCGAAACGGCAAUUGAGGAAAGAUCAUAGAUGGGAAUUAGCGGAGAGCUUAGAUCGCGAGGAAAAAGAAAGGUUAUUUAAUGAACACAUAGAACAACUUAGUCGCAAGAAACGCGAUAAAUUCCGAGAACUUCUCGAUGAAGUAGGAGCUUCUACUGAACUUACCGCAUCGUGGAGGGACAUCAAAAAGUCUCUAAAAGACGACCCUAGAUACCUUAAAUUUUCAUCUAGUGAUCGGAAAUGCGAAAAAGAAUUUAAGGAAUACAUUAAAGAUAAACUUGUUGCAGCCAAAGCUGACUUUAGAGAACUUUUACAAGAAACAAAACUUAUUACUGAUAAAACAUAUAAAAAAGUACAAGAAAAUAGUGCACAUUUAGCAGAAAUUGAAGAAAUCUUAAGGAAGGAUCGAAGAUUUCUCGUACUGGAAGCAGCAGCUGCUGAACGGACACGUUUAUUAAUGGGUUAUUUAGAGGAAUUGGCACGUAGGGGUCCGCCUCCACCACCUACUGCCUCAGAACCUUCAAGACGACCGACCACAAAUUAACGAGGCCCGCAUCAAAUCAUGGUAUACAUAUGGUGUCCAAAUAACAAAUCAGUGAAUAAAUUUAUAGCUGUAGUUGAAUUGAAGUACUUUACACACGAGAUGAUUAUCGCCUGUAAUUAUAGGAUUCAAUAAAACUAACGCCAAUUCCACACAGCUAAAAAUGUGUGUCAUACUGUAAAGAUGCCAUAGCGUAAGCAUAUCAUUAUUUGUUGGAUUACAUUAAAAUAGAUACUAGUUAACGAAAGAUUUAUUAGCAAUACUAUAUAGUAAUAUCAUAAAGUGCGAAUUUUAUACAUAUUUUAUCCAGGUUUGUUACAUAAG